AUGUCUACCAAACAAAGAAAAGGCAGCAGCCACCUGUUCAACAGUUUGCACACAUGUAAACUGAAGCUUCAGGAGGACCGGCGACAGCGAGAAAAAUCUGUCAUUGCUCAACCAAUAUUCGUUUUUGAAAAGGGAGAACAAACUUUUAAGAGACCUGCAGAAGACACACUGUAUGAAGCAGUAGAACAUGAAUGCAAUGGUUUUUCAAGAAAACGUGUACGGUCUUCAUCUUUUACUUUGCAGACUACAGAUUCUCAGUCCCAAACAGUGUCAACCUUGUCUCAGAAGCAAAUGAGAUCUUCAUCCUUCACUGACCUCCCAACUUUCCCCCCUUCUGGGCCAGUGUCAAAGAACAAUGUUUUUAUGACAUCAACUCUUGUGCAAAGAAAUGUUGAUGUGAACAGUGCGGAUCAAGGUCCGGUGAAACAUUCUGAACAUGUUCUAAGACCUGCUACUUUGCAGCCACCUCAAACUCAGAGCUGUGAAAAAAUAAAAACCCUUGGGCACAAUGCAUUGGAAUCCUGCAAGAAUAAAGAAAAAAACAAAAAUAAGAUUUCUGAGAGGAACUCCUAUAUACUAAGUGAAAAUUUACCAAGUGCCAGAAUUUCAGUCCAGCUGUCUACUAACCAGCAUCUUUUAGGUGCAAUAUCAGAAGUAUGCCAACCAAAUGAAGAUAAGUAUUCUUUUAAAAGCUGCAGUUCCAAUUUUGUUUUUGGAGAAAACAUGGUAGAAAGAGUUUUGGGUACUCAAAAACUCACCCAGAUUCAACUUGAAAAUGAUUCCUAUGCCAAGGAAAAGCCAUUCAAUUCCACUCUGAAAUUUUCUAUCAACUCUCCAAAUUCAAGAACAGACUCUAUUAAAAAUACAUCCCUAAUUGAAUCAGCUGCUGCUUUUUCUUCUCAACCACCACAGAAAUGCUUGCUGGAGAAAAUUGAUGUUAUAACAGGAGAGGAAGCAGAACAUAAUGUGUUAAAGAUCAACUGCAAGCUUUUUAUAUUCAACAAAACAACACAAUCCUGGACUGAAAGGGGCAGAGGAACUUUGAGACUGAAUGACACAGCAAGCAGCGACUGUGGAACAUUACAGUCAAGACUAAUAAUGCGCCAUCAGGGCAGCCUGAGGCUGAUCCUCAACAGCAAACUCUGGGCUCAGAUGAAGAUUCAAAGAGCAAACCACAAAAAUUUACAAAUAACAGCUACUGAUUUAGAAGACUGUAGCAUCCAAGUAUUUUUAAUUCAGGCCAGUGCCAAAGAUAUAGGAUAUCUGUAUACAGCAAUACAUCAUCGUCUCGUUGCACUUCAGAGCUUCAGUAAGCAGAAAGAUGUUAAUCAAGCUGGAAGCCAGUCAGAAACAGUCCUCCAACAAAUAAACUUUGAUAGCUGUGAUGAGGAUGAGGAUGAUUUAAUCCAAGUCACUAAAAAUGAAUCAGAUACUUCUAGGUGGACCCAAAGACAGUCGGUUGCCUGUUCAUGA
Cynocephalus volans (Philippine flying lemur) is the source of this 1473-nucleotide messenger RNA. It is a transcript of the gene RANBP3L, whose product is annotated as RAN binding protein 3 like. NCBI's taxonomy places the organism in Eukaryota, Metazoa, Chordata, Mammalia, Dermoptera, Cynocephalidae. Gene Ontology annotation, biological process: protein export from nucleus. The transcript has 15 exons. Gene Ontology annotation, molecular function: GTPase activator activity. Bases 1 to 1473 code for a protein of 490 amino acids. Gene Ontology annotation, cellular component: cytoplasm; nuclear pore. The record is from RefSeq and is a predicted model, not a curated record.